Molecule: messenger RNA, 1204 nt
Organism: Zophobas morio
Lineage: Eukaryota; Metazoa; Arthropoda; Insecta; Coleoptera; Tenebrionidae
Gene: Karl
Product: apolipoprotein D
Exons: 3
Coding region: 40-717 (225 amino acids)
Biological process (GO): response to reactive oxygen species; lipid metabolic process
Cellular component (GO): cytoplasm
Source: RefSeq, a predicted model, not a curated record
GAAUCACAACAUCCAGUCCGUUAAUGUCGAUUCAAUAAAAUGCUUUCGUUCCGCCUAUUCCUGCUGCUCCUGCUGUUAUCCUGUUCCUGCAGCCGGCGCAAACGUCCAGAGGAUAAAACCAAGUGUCCGAAAGUCAAAGCGAUUAGGAACUUCGAUUUGGAACAGAUGAUGGGUCGAUGGUACGUCAUCCAGUACUACGCGAGUUCCGAGGAGGCUCUCUCGUACCGCUGCAUGCGGGCGGAGUUCACCAUGUCGCCCUUCCUGGCGGACGUGACCAUGAAUUUCACCUACAGCUUCACCGACGAUCCCAUCAAUGAGCAGUUGGUAGGGAACAUCACGUGGACCAUACCGAAUCCGGUGGUACCUUCACACUGGACCCAUUCAGAGGACACAUACGAAGGAGUGUAUAACACCUUCGUCCUCGAUUCGGACUACACGUCUUGGGCCCUACUUCUCCACUGCGCCGAAAAAUCAAAGGUUCCCAGGUACCUUUCCAGUUUCAUAAUGAGCCGAGAACCAGUUCUUGGAAUCAACGUGAUUUCUUAUCUCCGAGAUAAACUACCACGAUACGAUAUAGACCUCUCUUACAUGUUCCAAAUGACUCAAAAUGACUGUAAUUCGACGGCGCUCGGUUCAGACCUGCCUCCAUCGCUGAUCGCCAACAGGCUUCCACCGUCGUUAAGAAGGCAUCCCAUGAAGCAUCACCACGGGGAAUGAUGUAGACAACCCAAAUUACAGUACUUAAGUUGCGGUAUUUGCAAAGAUAAAUUAAAGAGAAAUAUACAUUGUGUAUUCCUGCGCCAGUUGUUAGUACUUUUAGUCCGAUACGAGAGACGCCCUUCGCACCGCUGUCGCUACGCUUUUAUUCUUUGCUUAUUUAAAUGGGAAAUAGCUAUGAAAUAAGUUCUUUGCACCUAUUUCAACGUAAUUAAAAAUAGUAUAAACACCUUUUUAAAAUUUAACGUAUGUAAAUUUUAAAAAGGUGUUAUUAUCUAAUGAGUGCGUAUGGAGAUUAGAAAAAAAUAGUAAAUUAGUACUUAUUAUUCAGUGAUACAAACUAUCUCAUUAAAAAAAGUCUCUUUGUUUACGAUCUUGCCCUUGGUCACUUUCAAAAUUUUCACUGCAACGUCCUUCGCUGCCUUACGAUAAGAUAACCGCUGCAAUAAAAUUUAUUUAAUAGAUGGUUUUUGCACAUUUUAACUUA